Messenger RNA from Bombina bombina (fire-bellied toad), 4685 nucleotides. It is a transcript of the gene USP40, whose product is annotated as ubiquitin specific peptidase 40. Gene Ontology annotation, molecular function: cysteine-type endopeptidase activity; cysteine-type deubiquitinase activity. NCBI's taxonomy places the organism in Eukaryota, Metazoa, Chordata, Amphibia, Anura, Bombinatoridae. The transcript has 32 exons. Gene Ontology annotation, cellular component: nucleus; cytosol. Bases 100 to 3735 code for a protein of 1211 amino acids. Gene Ontology annotation, biological process: protein deubiquitination. The record is from RefSeq and is a predicted model, not a curated record.
CGACACCCAGAUAGCAAUGAUCGGCUGUCAGCCCUUUAUAGGUAAAACUUGUUGGUCAGUCUAAACUGCAGCUUCCAGAUUCCAGAUAUAUGACUCAAUAUGUUUGGGGACCUGUUUGAGGAAGAGGACUUUGCAUUCCUCUCAAUCAGUUCAAACGCAAAUUACAAAAAAUCAAGGCCCAAAGAUCUUCAGACACCUGACCCAAGGGGAAGCAGCAAGCUGAGUGGGCUUAGGAACCAGGGAAGUACCUGCUACUUGAACUCUCUUCUGCAAACUCUUCUUUACACACCAGAGUUUAGAGAAGCACUGUUUGCUUUAGGUUCAGAAGAACUUGGCUCAUUGGAAAAUAAAGAUGUCCAUGAUUCAAAGGUCCGCAUCAUCCCCCUCCAGUUGCAGCGGCUUUUUGCUCAGCUUUUGCUUCUGGACCAACAAGCAGCAUCCACCACUGACCUCACCAGUAGCUUUGGAUGGAACAGCAGUGAGGAGACAGGUCAGCAUGAUGUGCAAGAGUUAAACCGGAUUUUGUUCAGUGCCUUAGAAAGCUCACUGGAAGGAACCUCUGGUCAUGAUCUGAUUCAGCGCCUGUAUCAUGGUACACUCUUGAAUUGCAUCAAGUGUCUGGAAUGUGGUCACACCAGUGAACGGCAGGAAGAUUUCUUGGAUGUGACUGUGGCUGUAAAGGGUAUGAGCAGUCUGGAGGAAUCUCUGUGUAGUAUGUACCUGGAAGAGGAACGCUUUGAAGGAGAUAAUCUUUAUCGAUGUGGGGCCUGUGAUCAGCUUGUUCCAGCAGUCAAGUCUGCCAAGCUCAAAAAGCUGCCUCCCUUCCUCACAGUGUCACUGUUGCGGUUUAAUUUUGACUUCACAAAGUGUGAGCGCUACAAGGAAACCUCUAGAUACACUUUUCCUACCCUACUCAACCUUCUGCCUUUUUGUGAGCAGCAUCAUUUGGAGGACUCUGCAUACAGCUAUGAGCUAUUUUCUGUCAUCAUACACAAGGGGGGCUGCUAUGGAGGCCAUUAUCAUGUCUAUAUUCGGGAUGUGGAUCAGUUGGGCCACUGGGACUGCCAGGACCAAGAAAAAGAGACCACAGGAGCCGGAGAUUCUGAGAGUGACCCUGAUGGUCCUGCGGUUACACUUGCUUCUAUAAUAGCAGAGGCUGGGGGCAAUUGUAUGUUUCCUGUUGAUCAACUUGGACAGAAGCUGCUGGAGCAUACAGGAGCAUCUUGGAACAAGACAUAUCGAAAACAGCAUGGAGCUAUUCGUAAGUUUCUGCAGAGUCAUGCCUCCAUUUUUCAGCUAAGCUCAGAUGGUUCUUUGGUAGGAUUGACACCAACAGUGCCCAGCAUGAAAGCCCCAGAGUGCCCUUCAGACAGUGCCUCAGAGAAGAAUCAGCAAGCUCCAGAAAAAAGCCCCAGCCACUGGUUUGACUUUAAUGAUUCUUCUGUGCAACCAAUCAGGGAAAAAGAUAUUGAGAAACAGUUUCAGGGCAAGGAAAGUGCAUACAUGUUGUUCUAUCGCAAAAGCCAACUUAAAAGACCACAUGAAGCACUUGGAAAUUGUCAUUUUGGAGUCCCAGAACAUUUUAUUCAUGAGAUGAACCAAGCAAAUGAGGAGCUUCAGAGAAAGAGGCUGGAGUCCAAUACAGUGAUCAAUAGCAUGGAACUUCAACUGCAUCUGUCUGCUGCUUAUCAGUUUGUUAAUGGUGCCCUGCACCCUGCCAAAUCCAGUAGCACCAGUGUAUUGGAAAUCACUGUAAAUCGCUGUGGGACAGUGGGUGAUCUAAAACAAUUGGUGUUCCAGUUGCUGAAUGCAUCAUUGGAGGGACAGGUACUGAGCAUAGCCAAAGUUUUGCCUGCAGGUCUCCACAUCUUUCAGGAGCUGGAAAAUGACUGCCUGGAUCUGGCCAGUGCAGGGGUCACAGAUAAAAGUGAUCUGUUCUUGUGGGAUGGAAAAGAGGUUGGGGGUUUGUCUGUGCCAACUGGGGAGAACUGUGCUCCUCUCCUCCUUACCAUUCAGCAUCAAUCUGGAUACACUGACCCCUCUAAUCCUUAUACAGAGAGUUUAAAUGUUUUCCCAUCCAAUAUGUGCCUUAGUGAUAUGCAGAAGGAGCUGGUCUCUCACUUACACCAGGACCCAGUGCUGUGCUACCCAUCAACAGAGAACAGCAGAGGCUGGACUGUCUUCGCUCCUGAAGACAUGAGCAGGACUUUGCGAGAUCUGGGCCUCAAAGAUGGGAGCUCAGUCCUCUUGUUGGAUACUCAUGGAGAGGGGGAGUUAACUCAAGCUCUGGUUAGCAGUUCAUCUCCAGUCUCAGAUCAAAACUUUCUCCACGUUGAAGACUGGCGCAAGUCUCAGGUUAUAAAGCAAUCUGUCCAAAUCUUCACAACUUUUAACACUACAAUUUCCAAUAUCCUUAUUAUGGCAAUUGAAAUGAUGGGACCACAUGAAGUAAGAGGAGAGGACACCUGUCUGAGACCUGUAGAGAAAACAGGAAAGCUGCUUCCUCCAAUGCCAGAGAACAUGACUGUGCAAGAGGCAAAAAUUAAGCCUGGGUGCACUUUGGCCCUCUGUAAAGGGAAAACCCCAGACCCCUCACAGAUCUUCCUAUAUUUUCUCCUUGAGACUGAUCUACUGGAAGGCCGGGAACAGGAGAUUAUUCUGGAAGAAACUGUUACCAUAAGAGAGACUCUUGAGAAGAUGCUCAAAGAGGUUGGGUUAUCAGGUGAACCAGGAUGGCACCUGAGAAAAAUGGACUGGUGUUAUGAAGCAGGAGAGCCUCUGACUGACCAGGAGGCCACUCUUAGGGAACUGAAGAUUUGCACAGGAGAUACAUUGAUCAUCACUGAAGGCAGGAUUCCACCCAAGGGGUUCCUGAAGCUACCUAUAUGGCUUUACAGUCCUCAGGCACAGCAUGCUGCCGUCAACCACAUGACCUUGCAGACAUCAGCCCCCACAGACGUUUCCUGGCAGGAUUGUGCAGAUUCUCAGUUCUGUUUUGCUGGUGACAUAGAGAUUUGUGAAAAUGCUUCCUUGCAGGAGCUGAAGCUGCAGAUCAUGACUUUGCCAUUUUUUGAGGCCCUGGAAAUCUCGUCACCAAAGUUUCUCCGCAUUUGGACUUUUGAAUAUAAACAUAUGGGAAAAAUCUUACGUCCCCCUCACCAGAAGAUCAGUGAUUUCAAACUGGGUAGCAGGACACCUCUUUGUGCAGAGCCCCUGGACAAGGAGGAAUGCCUGGGUCCCCAGGAUCUGCUCCUCAGAGUCCAGCUGUCUGUACCAGGAGAACGGUGUUACUUUCCAGCCAUGGAUGUCGUGUGGGAUUUUUCACGUGGCUGCACAGGCUCUGCACUGCGUCAGAUUAUUGCAGCCCACUGUUCAUUACCUGCAGAUAAAGUGGAAAUAGCAAAAUACCUGUCUGACAAACAUGAGUGGCUUCUCAUAUCUAGCUGGACCCAGCAGGUCUCCAAAAAAAGAAAGAAAAAAAAUGACAGUCUGAAGGGGGCACCCUAUCACCUGAAGGAUGGUGACAUCAUCGGGGUGAAGAAUCUUUUGCUGGACAACACAACAGAUUUCAGUUCUGAGACAGAUCUAAUCAUGAGAGAAAAGCUGCAACAGUGCAGAUCUGAGGAAGGAACGAGACCUCUCCAGAGUGAUCCUGUCUUCUGUAAUGGAAAAUCCCGUUCAAGGGUUCGGAAGCCCGAGACUCCUCUAUCCAUCAGAGUUGGAGUCUUCAGAUAGCACAGGUCUCACCACUAUGCCUUAAAGAACAUUUAAUCUCUUUAACUCAGGGAAGGAGGAUUUUGUGUUUUGUGGGAGUCUGCAUAUGGCUGAAGUGCAAGGACUCUUUCUAUGCCCCUGCAGGCAAUAACAGGGGCUGCUCUACCAAUGAGCGCUGGCGACUCCUGACCCCCUCCAGUGUCCUUCUGAACUAUGACUGUUGAACUUCCAGUUGUCUUCUUAUGAAGGUGCCUUCUGUCUGUUGGUGACUGUAUCUUUGCAUUGUCUUUCUGUGAUUCUUAGAGUUUCCUUCCCCUUCAAAACUUCUAUCUCAUCUUUACAUUUUAAUCCUUUUUUUUGUCUGUCCUUCACCAUCUUGUCUUUAGUAUUUCUUGCUCUCUUUUUUUCCCCAUUAUGUCUCGUUCUCGCCUUUCCCAUCUCUGUCUUUUAGUCUCAUAUUCCCUCUCCUCUUUUCUUCUAUUUCUAUCUACCAUGUCUUCUUUAUUGUUUUACUGUCUGUCACUUUCUUACAUUGCUGCUCUAGAAAGAAAUCUGUAAGAAUUUUGAUAAGACUGCUGUCACCCUUCCCCCCCCCCCGUACUAUAAACCAUUAUUAACAACACUUUAUUGUCAUUGCUGGUUGUGGGGGGGGGGGGGAGUCUUUCACUCAGUGUAACUUGACAAACCAUGUUACAGUGCAGAACCACAUAAGUCUCUGCCUGGGGGGGCACAACUUUUUUCUAGCCUUUUAUAAUUAUUGUUUUCAAAAUCUGCUGUCAUUGUAAGAAACAGCGCCACUAUCAAGUUUAAGUAGAUUAAGAGCAGUGUUUCUGCUUUAUAAAAUGUGUCUCUAAAUAUAACGGCAAAAUAUUUUUUUUAAAGGAAAACAAACAUACAAUUACUAACGUGAAAGACAACCAUGCAUUUAGAUCUUUAAAAAUUGUAUUAUUAAAAUUUACUGAUGCAGUAUA